Molecule: messenger RNA, 7107 nt
Organism: Oncorhynchus nerka (sockeye salmon)
Lineage: Eukaryota; Metazoa; Chordata; Actinopteri; Salmoniformes; Salmonidae
Product: copine-8
Exons: 20
Coding region: 143-1816 (557 amino acids)
Biological process (GO): cellular response to calcium ion
Cellular component (GO): plasma membrane
Molecular function (GO): calcium-dependent phospholipid binding
Source: RefSeq, a predicted model, not a curated record
UACUCGGAGCAUUCAUCUUCGUUCCGUCCACAUGCAUUCGUUCUCGUUUCACUAAAGGAGGUGUAGUUUGUCCGAUUGCUACUGCUAAAAGGGGUUGGACAAAAAUAUUUUCCAUCUUGAACAAUUGCAAUAGCUUCGCAACAUGGCGUCAAUAGGAGAUUUCGACCCGCUCAAUGCUUCCAUCCCUGCCACCAAAGUUGAAAUCACAGUGUCUUGCAGAAAUCUGCUGGACAUGGACACCUUUUCCAAAUCAGACCCAAUAUGCGUUCUGUACACACAAGGCAUCAGCAAUAAGGAGUGGAGAGAGUUUGGAAGGACAGAGGUGAUUGAAAACACUCUCAACCCGGAGUUUGUUCGUAAAUUCAUCUUGGAUUAUUUCUUUGAGGAACGACAGAAUCUGAGAUUUGACCUGUACGACGUUGACUCAAAGAGCGCCAACCUGUCGAAACAUGACUUCCUUGGCCAGGCGUUCUGUACAUUGGGAGAGGUGGUGGGAUCGCUGGGCAGCCGCAUGAAGAAACCUCUCGUGGGCCUUCCUGGAAAGAAGUGUGGAAACAUCAUUGUUAAGGCAGAAGAGAUGGGAAACUGCAGGGAGUCUGUGAUGAUGCAGUUCUGUGGGAAUAAACUGGACAAGAAAGAUUUCUUCGGCAAGUCGGACCCUUUCCUCGUCUUCUACCGCAGCAAUGAAGAUGGAACGUUCACAACCUGCCAUAAGACAGAGGUGGUGAAGAACACACUAAACCCAGUGUGGCAGGCCUUCAAGAUACCUGUCAGAGCACUCUGCAACGGAGACUACGACAGAACGAUCAAGAUAGAAUGCUAUGACUGGGACAGAGAUGGAAGCCAUGACUUCAUAGGAGAGUUCACUACCAGCUACAGAGAGCUAUCCAGAGGCCAGUCCCAGUUCAAUGUGUAUGAGGUUGUAAAUCCAAAGAAGAAAGGAAAAAAGAAAAAAUACCUCAACUCUGGAACGGUAACACUGCUCUCAUUCCUGGUGGAUAUAGAGGUCACCUUCCUCGACUACAUCAAAGGAGGGACCCAGAUUAAUUUCACAGUGGCGAUUGAUUUCACCGCUUCAAACGGCAACCCAACCCAGCCCACCUCCCUCCACUACAUGAGUCCCUACCAGAUGAAUGCCUACGCCAUGGCCAUGAAGGCUGUAGGGGAGAUCAUCCAGGACUACGACAGUGAUAAGAUGUUCCCUGCUUUGGGCUUCGGAGCCAAGCUGCCCCCUGACGGACGGGUCUCACAUGAGUUCGCCCUGAAUGGCAACCCCCAAAACCCAUACUGUGCAGGUAUAGAUGGAGUGAUGGAGGCAUAUUACCAGAGCCUGAAGUCUGUCUGCCUCUACGGCCCAACCAACUUCUCCCCUGUCAUCAACCACGUGGCCAGGUAUGCUGCGUCAGUGAAGGAUGGCUCUCAGUACUUCAUCCUCCUCAUCAUCACAGAUGGAGUCAUCUCAGACAUGGCCCAGACCAAGGAGUGCAUCGUCAACGCUUCGUGUCUUCCAAUGUCGAUUAUCAUCGUAGGGGUGGGACCAGCAGAAUUUGAUGCGAUGAUUGAGUUGGACGGGGAUGAAGUGAGGAUCUCGUCGAAGGGAAGAUAUGCAGAGAGGGACAUUGUUCAGUUUGUCCCAUUCAGAGACUACACCGACCGGACAGGGAACCACAUCCUGAGUAUGGCCCGUCUAGCCAAGGAUGUCCUGGCUGAGAUCCCUGACCAGUUCCUCUCCUACAUGAGGAUCAGAGGCAUCAAGCCCUCGCCCGCACCCCCUCCAUACACCCCCCCAGGACACCCCCUGCAGACGCAGAUCUGAAGGGUGCGGAGAUGCCCCCUGGUCCCGAACAAAACCUCUUCAAAUAUGUAUUUGUCUCUCUCCUCUCUGCAUCACUCGCUCAGUGAUAGGAGAGGCCUUCUUGGCUUUCUCGCUCUCUCUCAUUGCACUAAUGGAGGCUGACUGACUGGCAGGGUUCUAGACGUUUUUACUGAGCGGUUCUAAAGGGUUCUACUUUGGAACAGGCGGAUGGAGUCAACAGGGGCAUGUUUACUUUCAUUGUCAAACGUUCCUCUGUUUGGACUUCGUGUAUAUCGGCCAAUGGAGACACUCUCUGGGACACACCCGGGAAGAUGGACAGAGUCUGGUCUUCCCAACUCACCUGGCAAGGAAUGAAGGAUUUAAGGAAAGAAGGAAAGGAAGAAGGAAGGAUGACAGGAGGAUAGGAAGGAAGUUCCUGGGGACUGGCCUUUUUCAGGAGCAGAGUGGUGAAAAGGUUCUAUAGUCUGGAUGUGGUAUCACUUGACUGUUGUAAAUAACUGGAAAUAUAUUUCUAUCUCUCUCUACUCUGUCUCUCUAUUCUUCCAACUCUCACUCAAUGUUUACAGUACAUGUUAAUGAUAAUGAGUUUUACCAUUGGACGCAUGUAUAAUAUACAGUACCAGUCAAAAGUUUGGACACAUCUACUCAUUCAAGGGUUUUUCUUUAUUUUGACUAUUUUCUACAUUGUAGAAUAAUAGUGAAGACGUCAAAACAAUGAAAUACACAUAUGGAAUCAUGUAGUAACCAAAAAAGUGUUAAACAAAUCAAAAUAUAUUUGAGAUUCUUCAAAGUAGCUACCCUUUUCCUUGAUGGCAGCUUUGCACACUCUUGGCAUUCACUCAACUAGCUUCAUUUGUUGGCUGCUUUUCCUUCACUCUGCGGUCCAACUCAUCCCAAACCAUCUCAAUUGUGUUGAGGCUGGGUGAUUGUGGAGGCCAGGUCAUCUGAUGCAGCACUCCAUCACUCUCCUUCUUGGUCAAAUAGCCCUUACACAGCCUGUUGGUGUGUUGUGUCAUUGUCCUGUUGAAAAACAAAUGAUAGUCCCACCAAGCGCAAACCAGAUGGGAUGGAGUAUCGCUGCAGAAUGCUGUGGUAGCCAUGCUGUUUAAGUGUGCCUUGAAUUCCAAACAAAUCACUGACAGUGUCACCAGUAAAGCACCAAAAUCACCAUCACAGCACAUCCUCCACGCUUCACGGUGGGAACCACACAUGCGGAGAUCCUCCGUUCACCUACUCUGCGUCUCACAAAGACACAGCGGUUGGAACUAAAAAUCUCCCAUUUGGACUCAUCGGACCAAAGGACAGAUUUCCACGGGUCUAAUGUCCAUUGCUCAUGUUUCUUGGCCAAGCAAGUCUCUUCUUAUUAUUGGUGUCCUUUAGUAAUGGUUUCUUUGCAGCAAUUCAACCAUGAAGGCCUGAUUUCAUGCAGUAUCCUCUGAACAGUUGAUGUUGAUUUGUCUGUUACUUGAACUCUGUGAAGCAUUUAUUUGGGAUGCAAUAUCUGAGGCUGGCAACUAAUGAACUUAUCUGGGUCUUCCUUUCCUGUGGCGGUCCUCAUGAGAGCCAGUUUCAUCAUGGCGCAUUACGGUUUUUGCGACUGCAUUUGAAGAAACUUUCAAAGUUCUUGAAAUGUUCCGUAUUGACUGACCUUAAUUUCUUAAUGUAAUGAUGGACUGUGGUUUCUCUUUGCUUAUUUGAGCUGGGCUUGGUGUUUUACCCAAUAAGGCUAAUUCCGUAUACCACACCUACCUUGUAACAACACAACUGAUUGGCUCAAGCGCAUUAAGAUGGAAAGAAAUUCCACAAAUUAACAAGGCACACCUGUUAAUUCAAAUGCAUUCCAGGUGACUACCUCAUGAAGCUGGUUGAGAGAAUGCCAAGAGUGUGCAAAGCUGUCAUCAAGGCAAAGGGUGGCUACUUUGAAGAAUCUCAAAUAUAAAAUAUAUUGUGUCAAUUUGUUUAACAUUUUUUUGGUUACUACAUGAUUCCAUAUGUGUUAUCUCAUAGUUUUGAUGUCUUCACUAUUAUUCUACCAUUUAGAAAUUAGUAAAAAUAAAGGAAAACCCUUGAACGAGUAGGUGUGUCCAAACUUUUGACUGAUACUGUACAUACUUCUUUCAGUUUGGAACUUUGGAAUAUCAAUCAAUAUUCUCUCUCUUUAUCUCUCAGCGUGUUGUCUUUGCCAGGGGAGUCAGGUUGAGGUUGAAACAGUGCAGGUCCAAGUAGCCACUGUACCAUACUAUGUUGUCCCUUUGCAUGAGUGUAGCGUCAGAGCAUGCAUUGUGGUCCUACACUUCCCUGCCUGUCACUGCUCUCAGGCUUUGGGGUUAAAUGUUUGUUGUUGAAGCGCAUUCUGCUCCUUUCUAAACUGCCUUGGCGAUAGGGUGCCCAUGCCAGCCACGCUGCGAGUGCCCACGGGUUUUCUCACUGUGCCGAGAACAACAGUGACUCAACCAACAUCAUAUUCUCUUCCAAAUCCAUUUAAAUAACAACCGAUGCUCUCAGAUCCAGUUUGAGACAACAGCAGAAGCCCAGUAGUCAAAAACAGUUACAAAAAUAAUUUCCUUCUGUUCGGUUCUUGUUCUUUUGUAUUAUUAUUAUUAUUAUUAUUAUUAUUAUUAUUACAUUUGUCAUUUAGACUUACAGGAGCAGUUCGGGUUAAGUGCCUUGCUCAAGGGCACUUGGGCAGAUUUUUUUCUUCUCAACUAGUCGGCUCGGAAUUCGAACCAGCGACCUUUCAAUUACUGACCCCAACACUCUUAACCACUUGGUUAUUGCCUUGGAAGUUGAUAUUCUUAAGUAUAUUGUUUUAAGUUGCCUUGUUAAGGUAACUUUAUUGUUUUAAGUUGCCUUGUUAAGGUAACUUUAUUGUUUUAAGUUGCCUUGUUAAGGUAACUUUAUUGUUUUAAGUUGCCUUGUUAAGGUAACUUUAUUGUUUUGAGUUGUGCCAAUCAUUAUGUCAUAUUAUUUAUUUGUUUUAGUGUUAAGCCCCGAGUGUGUUGGCCGUAGAUGAUGGUGUCUGGCGGUUAUCAUGACAACUUGUUCUUCCUAAAUGUAAUUCCCAUCCAAUAAUCCCAAUUAACAAUACCCACUGAGGGCUAGGAGUUUUUCCUCGCCGAGGAAAAACUCCUGGCCCGUAGCCAUUAUACCCAGUCAACCCACUCUUACUUCUUACAGCCAGGGUAUCCUCUUCAAUCUGCUGUCUUAAUGGGCUUAGAGUUUAUAUCAUCUGCCUUUUAAUUAUUAAUAAUAUUAAUCAUUAUUAUCAUAAUAUAGCUAUUAGCUACUGCUUGUAUGGAGGUGGUGUGUAAUUGAUAACUUGAUUGGUUACAUAUCAAUAUCCCUUAUCAAACUAACAGACAUUCCAACACUACAUUUAUGUAUUUCGCAGUUGUUGCCAUUUUCAUGUGUGUGCCACUGUCAGUCUGUUGCCAUAUCAUUACUGAUAGACCGAUGCCCUUUGCCACAAUUCAACCACAUAACAACUCCCCUCUUUUCUGUGUAAUUCCUCCUCUUGUUUCACCGCAGCUCAGUGGAUGCAGCCUUACAGAUUACAAUCGACUGUGUUUUAAUGCUUUAAAUAGGAUCGACUCCAAGCCAAUAGUAUUUGGCAUAGCAGUAAGUGGGGGGUGAGAGAGGGGGAUACAGCCCAGUGGGUUAUGUCAUUGGAGGGUCAUUCCAUGUCAUUUCGUUAUUCUAUGUCAAUGUUAAAGGGAUAGUUCGCCCAAAUUACAAAAUUCCAUAUUGGUUUCCUGAAAGCAGUCUAUGGACAAAAGUACGACAGCAAACCAUUCUUUGGUUUUGUUUACUUGGCCACUGUUUUUUGAAUUCUAACUUUUUAGCAUUUGUCACACAAUCCAAUGCAAGUCAAUGGUACCUAUAUUAGCAUUUUCAUUGCUUCAUAUGCAAAUCAUCUCAAGUAACAUACUUGAUUUUAACAUGAAGUGUAAAAAUGCCACUAUGUGUCCUCUUUCUGGUGUCUUUUUGAGGUGGAACGACCCUGGACAGAAGUAGACAAGCAGGUCAACCCGCUGAUUUAGUCAGAGGAGUACAGGCAUUUAGUGCUACAUGCCUGAGUCGACACAGUGCCACACCUAUACAGGGAGAUGUUGGCUAGCCUAGAGAGAGAAUAACCUCACACGGUAUAUUCAACAUGGCAGUCUGACGUUUUAACCCACGUACUUUACACAACAUAUAUUUGAUGAGAAACUCUGCCUUGUUUAAAACAUUUUUGUUUAAAGACAUACAGUAGACACAAACUGUCUUUCCAACCUUUCCUGUCUCUCUCACAACUUUCAGUAAUGUCUUCUUUCAUGGUGUUUUUCUCACACAUUUGAAAGCCUUCCAUAAUUGCCUCCUCUGCAUCUGUAGUUGUGGCUGGUCUUGAGUCUUUGUAUCAUAAGAAACCUUAGCCAAAUCCAUAUAGUGCAGCCAAAUCCAUAUGAGGCACCGCAUGGCUCGUCAAAAGAAAUGCACUAUGUGGGGAAUAGCUAGUGUGUUAUUUGAAACCCAGCUUGUCUGUGCUGCAGUCUUCCACUGGGCUUGUAGCAGAGCAGGAGGUAUCAUUAGGACUUUGGGUCACAGUCUAGAGCUCGUUAUAGGCUCCCAUUAUCCACCCACAGGCUACUGACACAGUGUGGACACACACACACACACGUGUGCCAGUGCAUACACACACACACACGACCACGCAGACACACAUACAGCUGAGAUCAUGUUCACCAUCAAGGACUACUGACGUUGUCAUUUUUUGCGCUCUCUUUUUACACUACUGUGGAAAGGAUCAUUCUUUUCUUUCACUGCUUUGCUAGUGCCACAACACUUGUCAUCUGCUUGCCAAGCCGUGUGUGUGUGUACGCGUGCCGCCAGAGUUUUUAAUAGAGCAUGUGAGUUCACACACGUGAUCUUUGUUUACUAAAGAUAUCCAAGAUAUCCGUGCACUAUGUUUGCAUGUACAGUUUUACAUGAGAUGCACCAGUUCUUUUGUUGUAAUUGAGUGUUUUGGAAAAAGAAAAUCUAUGAAAAUAACUAUACAAAAUGGCCUUAAAAAAAUUCACUGAUUUCUUGGAAUUUGUGCGAUGCCUUCAGAUAUUGACUUGUUCUCUCUUUUUGUGUCCGUGUACAAUGUUUUCUUUGCAUAACUUCAUUUAUGGGGAAAACAAUUUUAGGACUCCGUGGUCAAUCAGAUGAAAGCCUGACUGAAGUUCUGAUUGUCUGGUAAUCCAUAUGAUAGAUUACUAUUUCUGAAUCAAACUACUGAUUUUUAAAUAAAGAUUCUUACGUAACACUAA